AUGAAUUAUAUAGCUUUGGCCGUCGCUGCCUCGUUGUACGUCGUUUCUGCGCAACUCGGCAAUGACCCCGGUUUGCCUUUCGAGAUCAUAGCAGCAGCGGAAGCACGGGACAGUAAACCGGAGAAUAUUUUAGCAGCUCGAGAUUCAGAAACAGUGGUGGUGGCAGCCAAUGAUACGUCCGUUUUCACACAGAAUGAUACUGCUUUUGGGACUGACCUCAACGAUACGGUAAUAGCAGCCGAUACAAAAGGCAGUGAUACAGCACCAAACAAAAGCGCACCAAAUCCAGGCAAAAGUCUGGCUGAUGCGGGAAACCUGAAAACUACAACUGAGAAAGCCGAUACGAAGAACGAGAAGAAAACGUCCACUGAAAAACCAAAAAUCGACCAAAAGCAGCAUGCGAAAGAAAACAGCCCUGAAUAA
Molecule: messenger RNA, 423 nt
Organism: Gongylonema pulchrum
Lineage: Eukaryota; Metazoa; Nematoda; Chromadorea; Rhabditida; Gongylonematidae
Source: the annotation of a GenBank genome assembly